UUAUUUAUUCACCAGUACUCAUGUCCUCUCUCCGAUCCCCACUGUCCCCUCUCCGAAGUCCGAACCCAAUGUUCAAACUUGCUGUUUCGGACAAGUGAGACACAAGAGACUGCCGGGAAAUAAUGGAAUACAUGUACAGUACUACCAUAUUGCUCCUCCUGCUAACCCAAUUCCCUGUACUGUUUGCCGAAAUUAGUGCCAAAGUCCCCGCAAUCAUCGUGUUUGGGGACUCAUCUGUUGAUGCUGGAAACAACAACCAGAUUCCAACUAUUGCCAGGAGCAAUUUCGAGCCUUAUGGUCGUGAUUUUAAGGGUGGGAAGGCAACUGGAAGGUUCUCCAAUGGCCGAAUCACUACUGACUUUAUCGCUGAGGCAUUUGGUCUCAAGCCAAUAAUACCAGCCUACUUGGAUCCUUCAUAUAACAUAGCAGACUUCGCUACUGGUGUCACAUUUGCUUCUGCCGGGACUGGCUAUGACAACGCAACUUCCAGUGUACUGUCUGUGAUACCACUUUGGAAGGAAUUAGAGUACUAUAAGGACUAUCAGAAGAAGCUGAGAAGCUAUCUUGGUGAAUCCGAAGCCGACAAAAGAAUAAACGAGGCUUUGCACGUCAUGAGCUUAGGAACGAAUGAUUUCCUGGAGAACUACUACUCCUUCCCAGGCAGCAGGCAAUCCCAGUUCAGCGUCACACGCUACGAGGACUACCUGAUUGGAAUAGCCACAAAUUUCAUCAAAGCACUCUACGGUCUGGGAGCUCGGAAGAUAUCCUUAGGAGGGCUACCUCCAAUGGGCUGCUUGCCAUUGGAGAGAGCCACAAAUAUCAUGGGUGGAAACGGCUGUAACGAGAGGUACAACAAUGUUUCAUUGGAGUUCAAUGAAAAGUUAAAGAAAUUGACAGUUGAGCUGAACAAGGAGCUUUCUGGGAUCAAGUUGGUGUUUUCGAAUCCAUACUACGUAUUGUUGCAUAUCAUAAGGAAACCUUCUUUCUACGGAUUUGAGGUCACUUCAGUGGCCUGCUGUGCAACGGGGAUGUUCGAGAUGGGAUACGCGUGCAACCGAGAUGAUUUAUUUACCUGCACAGAUGCAAACAAGUACGUAUUCUGGGACGCCUUCCAUCCAACACAGAAAACCAAUAGCAUCGUCUCCAAUUAUGUGGUGAAGAAGGUCCUGGCCGAGUUCCUUUGAUUUCCUGCUUUUCAGCGCUUGUCAUGCUAGCCAUAUAUGCAUGCACGCAUACUACUACUACUACUACUACAUAGCAUUGCUCAUGAUCUUCAAUUAAUGCUAUAAAUAUUAAUCGUACCGAUCAUAGUAUUAGAUUGAUAUAUAUCGUGUUAUAUACAUAUAGAUGCAUGAUUAUAAGGAGCUUGUAAUAUAUUAUAUAUAUAUAUAUGGUAAUUAAUCUUUCUUUCGUGUU
This is a messenger RNA of Juglans microcarpa x Juglans regia, 1416 nucleotides long. Its product is annotated as GDSL esterase/lipase At2g04570-like. NCBI's taxonomy places the organism in Eukaryota, Viridiplantae, Streptophyta, Magnoliopsida, Fagales, Juglandaceae. Gene Ontology annotation, molecular function: hydrolase activity, acting on ester bonds. Bases 123 to 1184 code for a protein of 353 amino acids. The record is from RefSeq and is a predicted model, not a curated record. The transcript has 3 exons.